AAGAUGGUGGCUGACAGAAUGCUUACUGCAAAGCAGGCAAUUAUUGAAUGUGUUACAUCAGCAGCCUUGAUAUCCCCAGGAAGACUACCUGGGAAAACUCCUUCAGGACAGGUAGUCGAAGAAGCUUUGGGAGGUCCAGACAACUUUGAGAAACAAACAGGAAAUGCUGCAAGGAACAAAGUGAGUCCACUCCCUUCCCAGGAAACACAUUUCACUGCAACUUUCAACAAGAAAAUCCCCACAGAAGAGACUGUUCUUGAAUGUAAUCAAAGUGAAGGAAAUCUCAAUCUGAACUUAAAUGUUAUUACACAACAAAUAAUUCACACUGGGGAAAAGCUCUAUGAGUGCUUUGAUUGUGGGAAAGCCUUCUUACAGAGCUCAAAGCUGAUUAGACAUCAGAGAAGUCAUACUGGUGAGAGACCAUAUACAUGUAAAGAAUGUGGUAAAGCCAUUAGUUUGAGCUCAGACCUUGAGAGAAUUCAAAGUGGUGAAAAGGCCUAUGAAUGUUGUGAAUGUGUAAAAGCUUCCCGGGGCAGCUCAGAGCUUAUUAGGCAUCAGAGAAUUCACACUGGAGAGAAACCUUAUGAAUGUGGUGAAUGUGGGAAAGCCUUUAGCUGAAGUCAGCAUAAUAAAAUUCAUACUGGACAUAAAGGCUAUGAAUGUAAUGAGUGUGGGGUGGCUUUUGAUAGAAGCUCCAUCCUUAUUGAACAUCAAAGGAUUCACACUGGAGAGAAACCUUAUGUUAAUGAAUGUGGAAAAUCCUUCAAUCAGAGGUCAGCCCUCACUCAGCACCAGAGGAUCCACACUGGGGAGAAUCCUCAUGAAUGCAGCGAGUGUAGGAAAACAUUUAGGCAUAGGUCAGGCCUUAUACAGCAUCAUAGAACUCACACCAGAGUUUAA
Messenger RNA from Trichechus manatus latirostris (Florida manatee), 900 nucleotides. RefSeq names its product zinc finger and SCAN domain-containing protein 30. Lineage: Eukaryota; Metazoa; Chordata; Mammalia; Sirenia; Trichechidae. The record is from RefSeq and is a predicted model, not a curated record.